UCCUCUCUAUAAAAAGGAAGCCACAGGCUUCCUGAUCUUGUCAUCCACACAAUAAACAAAGUGACCAUGGCAUUAUUCUCAUCUUCCAUGAGGGUUUGGCGUAGUGUGUUGUCUUUCAUUGUUGCAGGUCUCAGCUAUGGCGUCUAUCACAGUACUGAAGCUUCUCACCAUUAUUCUCACCAAAAUAUUCAUCAAACUCAUUCCCUUUUCUCCAACAAUCAACCUUAUAGAACUGCUUUUCACUUUCAACCUCACCACAAUUGGAUGAACGAUCCUAACGGACCAAUGAGAUACAAGGGAGUGUACCACAUGUUCUACCAACACAACCCAAAAGGGGCGACAUGGGGCAACAUAGCGUGGGGCCACUCGGUGUCACGUGACCUCGUGAACUGGGCCCCACUACCACUUGCUCUCUCCCCAGCAGAGUCUUAUGACAUCAAUGGCUGCUGGUCUGGUUCAGCUACCAUCCUCCACGGGCAGGGACACAGUAAUAAGCCUGCGCUGCUCUACACAGGCGUUGGUCCUAACCAGAAGCAGACACAGAACUUGGCUCUUCCUCUCAACCUCUCUGACCCUUUUCUAAGGGAUUGGGUUAGGUCUCCUCUUAACCCUCUCAUUGCUCCUACCUCUCUUACUCAGAUCAAUGCUACGUCUUUUAGGGAUCCUACCACUGCUUGGCUUCCCCAUGAUGGCUUCUGGAGAAUCUUAGUAGGGAGUCAGAGAAGGGACAGGGGAAUAGCACUUCUAUUCAAAAGCAAAGACUUUGUUCAUUGGGUCAAAGCCAAACACCCACUUUACUCAGCCAAACACACUGGAAUGUGGGAGUGUCCUGAUUUCUUUCCAGUCUUCAUUAAUAGCACAUUUGGUGUUGAAACUUCAACACUUCAUGAUGAUCAUUUUAGGCUCAAGCAUGUUCUCAAGCUUAGCUUGAUUGAUCUUGCUCAGGAUUAUUACCUAAUCGGGUCUUACAAUGUAACCAGGGAUAGCUUUAUCCCGGAUAAGGGAUUCGAGGACACAGAAUUAUCCUCAAUCUUGAGGUAUGAUUAUGGCAAGUUUUAUGCCUCCAAAACGUUCUAUGAUGAUUCAAAAAGACGAAGGAUUUUGUGGGGUUGGGUUAAUGAAUCUUCCGCUAAAAAGGAUGAUAUCCAGAAAGGAUGGUCUGGGAUUCAGGCAAUCCCGAGAAGUGUUUGGCUGCAUAAAUCAGGAAAGCAAUUGGUGCAAUGGCCAAUUAAGGAAAUUGAGAAGUUACGAAGCAAAAACCCUCUGACGUGGCGUUCUAAAGUGCUUGAAGCUGGUUCUCUUCUCCAUCUCCCAGGCGUUACUGCAGCCCAGGCAGAUGUGGAAGUAACAUUCAAAGUGAAUGAGUUAGCAGAAAAGGCAAAAGAAUUGAAGCAAAUUGGUGGGAAGAGAAAAGUGACAGACCCACGAAGUUUAUGUGGGGAAAAAGGAGGAAUAGGACCAUUUGGAUUGUUGGUUUUGGCAUCAAAGGGAUUGCAAGAGCACACUUCAGUGUUCUUCAAAGUCUUCAAACUCAAAAUUGAUCACAACACCACCAAGUUAGUGGUGGUCAUGUGCAGUGACCAGUCGAGGUCUUCGUUGAACCAUGAGAAUGACUUGUCAUCUUAUGGUGCUUUUCUUGAUGUGGACCCUCUUCACCAAAAUCUUUCACUCCGCAGUUUGAUUGAUCACUCAGUGGUUGAAAGCUUCGGAGGAAAAGGGAAAGUGUGCAUCACAGCAAGAGUGUAUCCCACUUUGGCAAUCAAUGAUGAAGCUCACUUGUUCGUUUUCAACGAUGCAUCUUCCAAUCUCAACGUCACUACACUCACUGCUUGGAGUAUGAAGAAAGCACGUGUCAAUUCCAUAAAUUAAUAUCUAUGAUAUUAUAUUUAAUCUCUUUUAAUAGUACCUAUUUUGAUUUGGCUAACAUAUAUAUAUAUAUAUGUAGUUCCUAUCAUUAAUUAAUUAGCAAUAA
This is a messenger RNA of Prosopis cineraria, 1972 nucleotides long. Its product is annotated as beta-fructofuranosidase, cell wall isozyme-like. The record is from RefSeq and is a predicted model, not a curated record. The transcript has 8 exons. Lineage: Eukaryota; Viridiplantae; Streptophyta; Magnoliopsida; Fabales; Fabaceae. Gene Ontology annotation, molecular function: hydrolase activity, hydrolyzing O-glycosyl compounds. Gene Ontology annotation, biological process: carbohydrate metabolic process. The coding region runs from base 67 to 1869 and encodes 600 amino acids.